Penaeus chinensis is the source of this 798-nucleotide messenger RNA. Its product is annotated as cuticle protein AMP1B-like. Lineage: Eukaryota; Metazoa; Arthropoda; Malacostraca; Decapoda; Penaeidae. Gene Ontology annotation, cellular component: chitin-based extracellular matrix. The coding region runs from base 1 to 561 and encodes 186 amino acids. Gene Ontology annotation, molecular function: structural constituent of chitin-based larval cuticle. The record is from RefSeq and is a predicted model, not a curated record. The transcript is spliced from 5 exons.
AUGGAACAGCUUUGUCCCCAGAGGUCACGAGAAAGUUCGAGCACGCUCAGGGCUCGUUCUCCUUUGGUAUCCUCCCAGCGGGAGUUCUUGGGACUUCAUCGCGUCCUUGAGAUCCUUAAGCAAAAGGACGUCUCCUCCCUCCACUGUACACUCGGCAAGUCUUCAGCAACAAUGAAGUUCACCGUGCUCCUCGCCCUGGUCGCCGUCGCCGCCGCCGCCAAGCUGCCUGGCCACAACGAGAACACCUCCCCCGUCCCCAUCCUGCUAGACAACCGGGUGGCGCCCAACAGCGGCUUCUACAGCGUCGACGUUGAGACAGGCAAUGGCAUCAGGACAAGCGAGAACGGAGCAGCUGGUUCCGCCGGACAGAGCAACGUCCAAGGAUCCAUCUCCUACGUGUCCCCCGAAGGCCAAGUGAUCGAAAUCACUUACAUCGCCGACGAGUUUGGCUUCCGUCCCGUGGGCGCCCACAUCCCCACCCCCCCUCCCCUCCCCGCCCACGCCCUCAAGCAGCUGGAGGACGCCAAGAGACUGCGCGCCCAGGAAGCACAGAACUUCUAAGUUUGUUUCUGUUCUAACCAGAGACGAAACGAGACACGCCGCCUGUCUGUUGGCAAUCACUUCCUCAUGUCAGGAGAGGCAGCGUUGAAACAUAAAUUAUGCAUUUACUAAAUCGUGAUACGAUGAAACGAAGAUAUAUCUUUUCAUUUUAUUGACAUAUAUAUAUAUAUAUAUAUAUAUAUAUAUAUAUAUAUAUUUCAUAAAUACACACAUGUAGACACAAAUAUGUUUAUUUGA